UCUGUCGUCUAAACGUCUGGACAUGAAGAUCUUUCAAGAGUCCUGCUGCUCCAUUUUAGGAGUUCUUCUGUUUUCCCUUCUCCAAGUGUCGUGUGCUGAUCCAGAUAUGGAGGUUGUGCACAAAGCUGUUGGAGACUCACUGGAAUUAAUUGCUGAUUAUCCAAAAGAUGAUCUUUUAGUGAAGUGGAAAUAUAAUGGGACUGAAUUUGCUGAGUAUCAGAAUAAUAAUUUUAAAAUAGUUAAACCUGAUGUAUUUCACGAAAGGUUAAGGAUUAAUAAGGACAAUAUUAGUGUAACAUUAGCAGACCUUAAAAUUCAAGAUUCUGGAAGCUUCUCUAUUGUUGCAGAAAGAAAAUCUGUUCAACUUCCAACAAAAAUCAUCGAGCUACAUGUUCACGAUCUCAUCACAGAUGUUCAGAUUGAGUACAAUGGUUCCUGGUCACAGUUAAAAAAUAUCUGCACAUUUCACCUUCGGUGUCUGGCAUCUGGUGAUCCAAAUCCCUCCUACAGCUGGAGCGGUCAUCAGGUCAAGACUCAAGGUCAACACCUGAAGAUCAGCCUCUGUCCAGCAGACAGCGCUACACUCACCUGCACAGCAAACAACGCCAUCAGUGUCAAGUAUACUACUAAGACUGUAGCGUGCACAGACAAAUCUGAGGGUCAAACGUUCUGUGUAAAAAGUUAGAUUUUUAAAGGAUUAUAUAAUUUACAAAAAGUUUACUUUAAAACAAAGACAAAACAUGCCCACCCAUUUUUGGA
This is a messenger RNA of Labeo rohita (rohu), 759 nucleotides long. RefSeq lists its product as uncharacterized. The transcript is spliced from 3 exons. The coding region runs from base 23 to 685 and encodes 220 amino acids. The record is from RefSeq and is a predicted model, not a curated record. Lineage: Eukaryota; Metazoa; Chordata; Actinopteri; Cypriniformes; Cyprinidae.